GAACAUUUAACUACAAUUUUCAAAAAGUACGUUAACCACGCGUAAGGAUACAUAGAUGAACAAGUAGUCCAGAAGCUCUUCCUUUUUCCUGUAAAAUCAGGCUACAUACGGUCAUGUCGUACUUUGAUGAAAAAUAUGGGUCAGAUGAAAGAAGACAAGGGGAUCAAGAAUAUGAUGGCCCUCCUGGCAUGGAACCUGAUGGUAUUAUUGAGAGUAACUGGGAACAAGUUAUUGAUAACUUUGAUGAUAUGAAUCUUCGAGAAGAGCUUUUACGAGGUAUAUAUGCUUAUGGUUUUGAGAAACCUUCAGCCAUUCAACAGAGAGCCAUUGUUCCAUGUAUCAAAGGGUUUGAUGUCAUAGCUCAAGCACAGUCUGGAACUGGAAAAACAGCAACUUUUGCUGUUGCUAUACUUCAGCAAAUUGACAUAACCUUGCAAGAAUGUCAAGCUUUAAUUCUUGCUCCUACUCGGGAACUGGCUCAACAGAUUAGAAAGGUUGUUAUAGCUUUAGGUGACUACAUGAAUGCCCAGUGCCAUGCCUGCAUUGGGGGAACAAAUAUUCGGGAAGAUUUUCGUAAACUGGAGAUGGGUGUUCACGUGGUUGUUGGAACUCCAGGCAGAGUUUAUGAUAUGAUUAAUAGAAAUGCUUUAAAAACCAACCAUAUACGGAUGUUUGUCUUAGAUGAAGCUGAUGAAAUGUUAUCUAGAGGAUUCAAGGAUCAGAUUUAUGAUGUGUUCAAAUUCCUAGGUAGUGAUAUACAGGUAAUUCUGCUAUCGGCCACAAUGCCCGCUGAUGUUCUUGAAGUCACCAAACGUUUCAUGAGAGAACCAAUCAGAAUCUUGGUUAAGAAGGAAGAACUCACUUUGGAAGGUAUUAAACAGUUCUAUGUAUCAGUGGAAAGAGAGGAAUGGAAGUUAGAUACAUUAUGUGACUUGUAUGAAACUCUAACCAUCACCCAAGCUGUGAUCUUCUGCAACACCAGACGGAAGGUGGAUUGGUUAACAGAGAAAAUGCACCAACGUGAUUUCACAGUGUCAGCUAUGCAUGGUGAUAUGGAUCAAAAAGAGCGAGAUGUGAUUAUGAGAGAGUUUCGAUCUGGAUCAAGUAGGGUGCUUAUUACAACAGAUUUGUUAGCUAGGGGGAUUGAUGUUCAACAGGUGUCACUAGUAAUAAACUAUGAUCUUCCUACCAAUCGAGAAAAUUAUAUUCACAGAAUUGGACGUGGUGGCAGGUUUGGUAGGAAAGGGGUUUCCAUAAACUUUGUUACAGAAGAAGAUAAACGCACCUUGCGUGAUAUUGAACAGUUCUACAAUACUCAAGUAGAAGAAAUGCCUAUGAAUGUUGCAGAUUUGAUUUAAGUUGGUUCAGCUCUAACCAGAUUGGUUAAAUCACAGCAGUGUGGAUUAUUGGCCUUAAAGUUCAGCCAAACCACCAAGUGUAGAUAAUAUGGUUGCUUUCUGAAUUCUUGCUAAUAUUGUCAAUAUUAAUAACAUCUCUCAGAUCUUUAAGGGGCAGUUUCAUUCAUAUCAAACACAUCCAAUACUCUUAUAUCUUCUCUGUAAUAGUAAUCUGACUUUGCUAAUUAGGUAACCGAAGAACUUCUCAUUUUAAGCAACACAGUUGUUGCUUGAGAACAUAGCAGCUCAAUUGUUAUUAGAUUCAUUUCUAUUUAUUUUUGUGAAUACAUCAAACAGAAUUCGUCCAAAGUUUUAGAUUUAAGUUGUGAAUGAAUGUAACUACCCCUACUGGUGAUAUUUUCAUCAGCUUGUAAAACUGUAAUAGAGAUUUAAUAAAUUUGGACAAAAUCAACAGAAGUGAUCUGUCUUAUGCUUCAUCUUCUAUUGAAAAUUCAGUUUGUUUUCUCUACCUAGACAUUAUAGUGUAUUUUUCUGAAUUGCAUACCUUUGUCCAGGUUGUUCAACAUUUAAAUAAUUCACUGGUAUUCGUAUUAGAAAAUGUAGAACAAUUAUACUAUAAGCUUUGGUAAUGUCAGUGUUAUAUUUGAUGAUUGAAAAGUAUGGCAUUCCUUAAAUAUAUACUAUUUUUAAGGUGUAGCAGCAGAUUUGCAGUUGUGGUGGCCUUAAAGCUCAAAACGUUUCAUUAUUCCAUUGAUAGUUACUUGGAGAAUUGAUUUAAAGAACAUUAUUGUUCAUCAAGUGAUAGUACAAGCUAAAAUAAGACAGAUCUGACAGUUGCCAAUUUUAUAUUAAAAUUAAAUUUGCAGUAAAAUAAUUUUAAUCACUUUUUAUAUUCCAAUUACUGAUAGAAUAUAAUUCCACACAAAUACAUAGUGUUCUCCAGAUAUUCUCGUGAGAUGGGUUUUAUCUUUGAGUUCACUGAAAAAUGCAUGUAAUCAAUAAUAAAUUUUAUGUCACUAACUUUGUUUGAAACAAUUCCUGCUAAUGAUUACAAUAGUAUUAAAAGUCAGCAGGUUUACUUCUGCCAAAUGUUAUAAGAAACUGUUUCAUCAUCAGCAGUAGUCAGGACCUAAUCCCGUCACUAAAUAAU
This is a messenger RNA of Limulus polyphemus (Atlantic horseshoe crab), 2508 nucleotides long. RefSeq names its product eukaryotic initiation factor 4A-I-like. The coding region runs from base 114 to 1358 and encodes 414 amino acids. Gene Ontology annotation, cellular component: cytoplasmic stress granule. The transcript has 10 exons. NCBI's taxonomy places the organism in Eukaryota, Metazoa, Arthropoda, Merostomata, Xiphosura, Limulidae. The record is from RefSeq and is a predicted model, not a curated record. Gene Ontology annotation, biological process: cytoplasmic translational initiation. Gene Ontology annotation, molecular function: RNA helicase activity; ATP binding; translation initiation factor activity.